Molecule: messenger RNA, 2003 nt
Organism: Lactuca virosa
Lineage: Eukaryota; Viridiplantae; Streptophyta; Magnoliopsida; Asterales; Asteraceae
Source: the annotation of a GenBank genome assembly
CACUUUCAUUUUCAUCACUCGAUAAUCGAUAUAAAGUAAAAACACGGAUCUGAAACUGAAUAGGACCCACCCAUCUCCCUCUCCCCCCUUUUCCCACCGUCACGAUCACACCCAUUCGCCAGCCCCUGGCCAGCCAUUCUCCACUAAAGUACUUUUCUACAAACUCGUAUCUUCUAUGCUUAUGUGAUUCAGAUCCAGAUACACGACAAUGGCUAUCUCCGGAGGCUUUCGGAGUUCUCGCACUACACUUUCCGAACGGAAUAAUGGUUUUGCAGGUCCCUCGACUCGACCGCCGGUUGCUGCCGCAGGCUUUACUUUCAAGCUUUUCGCCACCGGUCUCUCGGUUGCCGUAUUCUUGUUGUUAGCCGUUUCCUUCCUCUUCACCUCAUCAUCUGGCGUCGUUUCCUCCGGUCUCGACAUUGGCUUUUCUUCUAAUUCGAACGGAGCUGGAUCACUUAGGAGGUCUGUGCUCGCGUUAAAAUCUAAUCCGUUAAAACCUAGAUUUGAUCAGAUCAGAAAGCAAGCAGAUGAUCACAAGUCGCUCGCUCUCGCUUAUGCUGCCUAUGCUCGGAAGCUCAAGCUCGAGAACUCUAAGCUCGUUAGGGUUUUCGCUGAUCUUUCACGCAGCUACACGGAUCUCAUGUCGAAACCUGCUUACAGAGCUUUGUUCGACUCUGAUGCGGAAUCAACAGACGAAGUGGCACUCCGGCAGUUCGAGAAGGAGGUGAAAGAGCGGAUUAAGGUAACCAGACAAGUGAUUGCCGAAGCCAAAGAGUCGUUUGAUAACCAGCUUAAGAUUCAAAAGCUGAAAGAUACAAUUUUCGCAGUGAAUGAGCAAUUAACCAAAGCGAAAAAACAAGGUGCGUUCUCUAGCUUGAUUGCAGCAAAAUCAAUACCAAAGAGCUUGCAUUGUGUUGCUAUGAGGUUAAUGGAAGAGCGAAUUGCACACCCUGAGACGUACUCAGAUGAAGGCAAGCCACGUCCUGCAGAGUUCGACGAUCCUAAGCUGUAUCACUAUGCUAUAUUUUCUGAUAACGUUGUUGCUGCCUCUGUUGUGGUCAAUUCUGCUGUUAAAAACACAAAAGAACCAUGGAAGCAUGUUUUCCAUGUUGUGACAGAUAAAAUGAAUCUUGGAGCAAUGCAGGUUAUGUUCAAGAUGAAAGAAUACAACGGUGCUCAUAUUGAAAUCAAAGCAGUGGAGGACUACACAUUUCUGAACUCUUCAUACGUUCCAGUCCUAAAGCAGCUUGAAUCUGCAAAAUUGCAGAGGUUCUACUUCGAGAAUAAACUUGAGAAUGCAACAAAGGACACAACCAAUAUGAAGUUCAGGAACCCUAAGUAUCUAUCAAUCUUGAAUCAUUUGAGGUUCUACCUACCUGAGAUGUACCCCACCUUGCACAGGAUUUUGUUCUUGGAUGAUGAUAUAAUUGUUCAAAAAGAUCUGACUGGGCUUUGGAAGAUAGACAUGGAUGGAAAGGUGAAUGGAGCUGUUGAGACUUGUUUUGGGUCUUUUCAUAGGUAUUCACAAUACAUGAACUUCUCUCAUCCUUUGAUCAAGGAGAAGUUUAAUCCCAAGGCAUGUGCUUGGGCUUAUGGGAUGAACUUCUUUGAUUUGGAUGCUUGGAGGAGAGAAAAAUGCACUGAAGAGUACCACUAUUGGCAAAAUCUGAAUGAGAAUAGGACAUUGUGGAAAUUGGGAACACUGCCACCAGGUUUAAUAACAUUUUACUCAACAACUAAACCAUUAGAGAAAUCAUGGCAUGUAUUAGGGCUUGGGUAUAACCCAAGCAUAAGCAUGGAAGAGAUAGAAAAUGCUGCAGUUGUGCAUUUCAAUGGAAAUAUGAAACCAUGGCUUGACAUUGCUAUGAACCAGUUUCGCCCACUUUGGACAAAAUAUGUAGACUAUGAUAUGGAAUUUGUCCAAGCUUGCAAUUUUGGUCAUUAAAUCUACUACACCCUUUAUCAAUACUUACAUUCACACGUUAGAGUUGAUGAUUCCAUAU